GUUCUAGCAGACAAAAUUCUCCCCAUCGUUUUCAUCGCUCACUUUCACAGGUUCUCUACCCAUGGCUUCUUUCGCAGGCCUCUGCUCCUCCUCCCCUUCUCUUCACCCUAAGCACAACCACAACCAGAUCACCAAGCUAAUUCCGGCAUUUCACAAGGACUCCCUCUCCUUCGCAUUCCAAUCCGGGUCAAAAUCCGUCGCAGUUCAGUCCGUAGCUCGGGAGGUAUCCACGGAUUUGACCAAAGCAAACGACGGCUUGCCGAAGCCGAAGAGAGGACUUGAGAAAGAUCCUCACGCGCUGUGGAGGCGGUACGUUGAUUGGCUGUACCAGCACAAGGAGCUCGGGUUGUACCUGGAUGUUAGUCGGAUCGGGUUCACGGAUGAGUUUGUGGCGGAGAUGGAGCCGAGAUUCCAAGCGGCGUUAAAGGCGAUGGAGGAGCUGGAGAAAGGCGCCAUCGCGAAUCCUGACGAAGGACGGAUGGUCGGACACUACUGGCUGAGGAAUUCGAAGCUUGCGCCGAACAAGUUUUUGCAGCAGCAGAUUGAAAACACGCUCGAUGCUAUUUGCAAGUUCGCUGAUGAAAUCAUCAGUGGUAAGAUUAAGCCCCCUUCUUCUCCAGCGGGUCGCUUUACUCAAGUACUCUCUGUUGGGAUUGGAGGUUCAGCUCUGGGACCCCAGUUUGUUGCAGAGGCAUUAGCUCCUGAUAAUCCUCCUCUAAAGAUAAGAUUCAUUGACAACACAGAUCCUGCUGGGAUUGAUCAUCAGAUUGCACAGCUAGGAUCUGAGCUAGCUUCGACACUUGUAAUAGUGAUUUCUAAGAGUGGAGGUACCCCAGAAACUCGAAAUGGUUUGUUGGAAGUACAGAAAGCUUUUCGUGAUGCUGGUCUGGAUUUUGCAAAACAGGGUGUAGCUAUAACCCAAGAAAAUUCAUUGUUAGACAACACUGCAAGAAUUGAGGGUUGGCUGGCUAGAUUUCCGAUGUUUGACUGGGUUGGUGGCAGGACAUCGGAAAUGUCUGCAGUUGGCCUACUUCCAGCAGCACUUCAGGGAAUUAAUAUUCGAGAAAUGCUUGCUGGUGCGGCAUUAAUGGAUGAGGCGACAAGGACCAGAGUGCUUAAGGAUAACCCUGCAGCAUUGCUGGCAUUAUGUUGGUAUUGGGCGACUGAUGGGGUAGGAUCAAAGGAUAUGGUUGUCCUUCCUUACAAGGACAGCUUAUUACUACUUAGUAGGUACUUGCAGCAGUUAGUCAUGGAAUCACUUGGGAAGGAGUUUGACCUGGAUGGUAACCGGGUGAAUCAAGGACUCACUGUCUAUGGGAAUAAAGGGAGCACAGAUCAGCAUGCCUACAUUCAACAACUGAGAGAGGGUGUGCACAAUUUCUUUGUGACCUUCAUCGAAGUUUUACGUGAUAGGCCCCCUGGUCAUGAUUGGGAGCUUGAACCGGGUGUCACAUGUGGUGACUACCUGUUUGGAAUGUUACAGGGAACAAGAUCAGCUUUGUAUGCUAAUGAUCGAGAGUCAAUAACUGCUACUGUUCAAGAAGUGACACCUAGAUCUGUUGGAGGUCUUGUAGCACUUUAUGAGCGAGCUGUUGGGAUUUAUGCCUUGCUUAUCAACAUUAAUGCUUACCAUCAACCUGGUGUGGAAGCUGGGAAAAAAGCAGCAGGAGAAGUAUUAGCUCUUCAGAAGCGAGUCUUGGCAGUGCUUAAUGAGGCCAGCUGUAAAGAGCCUGUUGAACCAUUGACGCUUGAAGAAGUGGCAGAGCGGUGCCACACUCCUGAAGAAAUCGAAAUGAUCUACAAGAUCAUCGCGCACAUGGCCGCCAAUGACAGAGCACUGAUUGCUGAAGGCAGUUGUGGUUCACCCCGCAGCAUAAAGGUUUUCCUUGGGGAGUGUAAUGUCGAUCAAUUGUAUGCUUGAGUUACAGCAAAGAACCUCCAUGUUUCACAUUCUAAGCUUGUGCUUUUUAGUUACACAAGAGCACCAAUAAAAUUGGUUUUGACAUUGUAUCUCAAACUCCAUGAAGAACUAGGGAUGUUCUGGUGAUUCAUUGCCAUUUUCCAGGAUAAUAAUAAUAAAAGGCAACGUCUUGG
Messenger RNA from Rubroshorea leprosula, 2094 nucleotides. NCBI's taxonomy places the organism in Eukaryota, Viridiplantae, Streptophyta, Magnoliopsida, Malvales, Dipterocarpaceae. The record is from the annotation of a GenBank genome assembly.